AUGGCUUGGCUGCUCGGCAUCACCUGCAUCCUGGUCUGCUGCCCGGAGCUGCUGCAGGGCAAAGCUUCAGAGUAUCAGCUGGAGUCAGAGACCCUGAGCCAAUGUGAGCUGCUGAGGGGAGCGGCUGCUGCCAAGCAACAAAGUGUCAUCCCUCACUGUUCAGAGGAUGGCAGGUUCAGACCUGUGCAGUGUAGUGGGCGGGGUCAGGAGUGUUGGUGUGUUGAUGCUGAAGGUCAAGAGGUCGUCGGGACUCGAACCAACAGCUCUGCGCCUGACGUCGCUCGGUCCUGUGUGUUUGAGGCGGUGCAGUGCGCGUCCAGCAGGGGGCAGUGUUGGUGUGUGGAUCAGGACGGCAUGGAGCUGUACGGGACGCGACAGACCGGGAGACCUCAGCGCUGUCCUGGCAGCUGUGAGGUGAGGGGGAGGCGGCUCCUCCACGACUCCGGAUCUCCCUCCCCUCCUCAGUGUGCAGCCGACGGAGGCUUCCUCCCUGUUCAGUGUAAAUUCAUCAACAUGACGGACAGGACAGAGCUGGACCUGCUGCACGCCCUCAACAGGUACCCAGAAGCCUUUGAGACAUUCAGCAGUUUCAGGAAGUUGUUCCCGAUGGUUUCCUCGUACUGUUUCUGUUCAGACAGCAGAGGCCGAGAGCUGGAGAACACAGGUGUGGAGCUCCUCCUGUCGGAGGUGUACGACUCUGCGUUCGCUGGUCUUCGGUCCGGUCGCUCCUUCUCUCAGACCAACAUCUACAGAGUCCUGCAGAGGAGGAUGCUGGGAGUUCGCCUCGCCCUCACCGGACACUUCAGAUGUCCCUCUCCCUGUGAGGAGGAGCGGCGGGCAGCGAUGGCGGCGUCCAGUGUGUUUGUCCCGUCCUGUGAGAGCGGAGGCUCCUUCACCUCCACACAGUGUCAGCAGGGGGGGCAGUGCUGGUGUGUGGACCCCACAGGAAGAGAGCUUCCUGGGACACGACAGCACGGAGACGCCCUGGUCUGUGGUUCAGGUCUUGCUGACUGUCCCUCUCAGCGUCGUCUGGCUCUGUCCCGGUUCUUCUCUGGUCCUGUUGCUCCUCCUCUCUUUGAGGCCUCCUCUGGCAGACCUCCAGCCUCCUGUCUCUCCCUGCUCCGGCCUCUUAGAGAUCUCCUGCCGGCGGAGGCGGAUCUGACCUCCUUCCUGUCUCACCUGGUCGAAGUCCUCCAGGGCCUCUUCCCCUCUGUGGGAGGGGCCCUGCAGGGUCUGGCUCGCGCCUCCCCCCGUCGCCUCCAGGAGAACCUGUUCGGAGGGAAGUUUCUGAAGAACGCUGCGGCCUUCAACCUCAGCGGGGCGGUGGGACCUCGAGGAGCUCCGGGCCUGGAGCGGCUCUUCUCUCAGAGCGGCCUCCAGAAGAACCGGGACCUGGUCCAGACCAUCAGCAGAGCCCUGGAGGAUCCUGCCUUCCUCUCCGCCCUCCGACACACACUGACGGGGCUCAGCGGCUCCGCCUCAGUGCAACAGGUCCUGACUCCUCUGCUUCGUUCCUGCUCUGGUGAGGAAGAGGAGGAGGAUGCAGCGGCCAUCUUUGUUCCCAGCUGCACGUCCAACGGUGGUUUCCAGGAGGUUCAGUGUCAGGGCGGAGAGUGCUGGUGCGUCGACGCUCAGGGUCUGGAGGUCGCAGGGUCGCGGACCUUGGGUCGUCGGCCUCGCUGUCCGUCCCGCUGUGAGAGAACAAGAGCGACGGCGCUGAAGGUGAAAGGAAACAUGGCAGCUGGAGCUGAAAUCCACAUCCCAGCAUGCUCAGAGGACGGAGACUUCCUGCCGCUGCAGUGUGUCGGGUCACGCUGCUUCUGUGUGGACGCUGAGGGGAAAACAAUGACUGCAGGGCCAACAGGGGGCCCCGUCAGCUGUCCAGAGAGAAAAACUCAGAAGCUCCAGUCGUCUGCAGGUGGGUGCUCUCAGGUGUAUGCUGAGGUCACAGCGUUCAGAGAGGAGGUGAAGAGCAUCAUCACUCUCUCUAACUCCUCCCACCUGCCGCUGGGAUACGGAUUCCUAUUGGCUGAAGGUCUGCGUCUGACGCCCGAGGAGCUGCAAGUCAGCCAAUCAGAGGAGGAGAUGCAAAUUUCUGAUAGCCUGCUGAGCCGAUCCAGAGCUGCUCUGCGAUUGGCCGCUUACUCCACUGUCCAGAUGUUCCUGCCUCCUCGCCGUCGUUCCUACCAGCCGUUCACUCCUCAGUGUGAUGCUGACGGACGCUGGCUGCUCACUCAGUGUUACCACAGCACAGGUCAAUGUUGGUGCGUUGAUGAAGAUGGAGAAUACAUCACUGACUCACUGAGCAGCCGCUCACUCAGCCUGCCCAAAUGUCUGACUCGCUGUCAGAGAGCUCAGGCUCACUCUCUGCUCUCUGGUUGGAUGAAAGGCUCUGACGUCACCACAACCUCACCUUACCACCCGAAGUGUGAGGAGGAUGGUCGUUACUCUGUGCUGCAGACAGGAGGUGCUGCAGGCUGGUGUGUGAACCCUCUGACCGGAGAGACGUUACAGACGGCAACACCGAGCGCCGCCGGACAGCUGACAUGUCCCAGCUGGUGUGAGCUGCAGGGUCUCCAGUGUCGCCCCGACGGCUCCUUCAUCCCGUUGCAGUGUGAUGUCACUUCCUGUUGGUGUGUCUCUGUGGACGGACAGGAGGUGGGCGGGACCAGGACACUGCGACAGACGGGACGGACGCCAUCAUGUGAUCGUCCUCUCUGUCCAGACCCUGAUGUUACCCAUGGUGCACUGGUCUGCCGCCCGAUGGCCGAUGGUCGUCAGAGCUGUGAUCUCGUCUGUCACCGUGGUUACCACAACUCACUUCCUGUCAGCAGCUUCCUGUGUGAGACUGGGAGUCGGCGAUGGGACGGAGAAAACAAACCUCUGAGUGGAGCCUGUCAGACUCUGGUUGUUAUCGUCGUCCUGCUCUCAGAUCAGCAGUUUACAGUCUGUGUUGUUCAGCGCGAUGACCAGCAGGGGGCUCUGCUCCGUACAGGUAAACACACUGGACUACACCACACCCACCAAUACCACCUGACACUGCUGUGCUACACUGUGUCUCUCCCCGUGUCGGGCCGCUCCGUGUCGGUGUGUGACGACGCGUCGGUGCGUCUGCAGUGUGACGGUGACGAGUCACUGAAGUUAACAAUCAGAUGGAGCGCCGCCCUCUCUGACCUCCCGACCUCUGACCUCCCCGACCUCCAUGACAUCGGUCUGUUCCUGAACGAGUCCAGACUCCUAGAAGGAGUUCGGAACCUUCUGGGUAAUAUCCAGUCAACGCUCACAUCAGAGCCCAAACUGGUUUCUACGACGACACCAAGCUUUGGCUGUUCCCAUGGUUACCAGCUGGCCAGUGACAGUGAAGGUUGCGUUGUUUGUCCUGCUGGGACUUUCUCCAGGGAGGGGGCGUGUCUUCUGUGUCCUCUGGGAACCUAUCAGGAUGAAGAGGGGCGGGAUUUCUGCAACAAGUGUCCCAGAGGUUCCUCACCUGCUGGAGCGUCAUCUGUCAAUCAGUGUGUGACGGAGUGUCAGAGGCGGGGCCUGCGGUGUUCAGAACGUGGCGACUUCCUGUCAGCACAGCCUGACUUCCUGUCUGGCAGGUGGAGGUGUUUCAGCAGCGAGGGGGCGGAGCUUGAGUGGACCAUCAGCGACAAACCUCUGACUGACGAGGAGUGCUCAGCGUGCGCAGCGGAGCCGUCCUGCCACCAUGUGGCGCUGUUCAACACGCAGUGUGAACUGUACAGCACACACACACUGAACACACUCUGCAACACCUCCCAGCAGGCCGAGAUGUUUGAUUGGCUGAGCUGCUCUCUUAGAGUGAGGGGCGGAGCUUCAGAUAUGCUGGUCAUCAGGAAGAAAGGGGCGGAGUUUUCCUCGCAGCAGCAGCAGAGGUUUGUGAGGAUGACGAUGAGGAAGGUGAUCUCAGGUGUGUUCAGGACUCAGGUGUUCUCCGGACGGACCUCCCUGUCUGACGCUCAUCGUUUCUGUCAGGACGGCUGCAGCCGCGACACCUGCUGCAACGGAUUCAUCCUCAACCAGAACAGCCUGAACGGAGGUUCUCUGCUCUGUGGUUGGCUGAGAGCUCCGUCGGUCUUAAUGUGUGGUGACCAGGACUGGGACGUGAUUGGACAGGGAACAGCCAAUCGUAUCUGUGGGGCGGAGCUAACCUACAACAUGCAGCAGGGGACCUUCGUGUUGGACUUUGGAGGAGAGACGUUCACCAUAGCUGAUUCUGCUCUGCCCGCCGACAGUAAGAACAAGGACUACCAGGCCUCCAUCGUCAGCUUCCAGGCCGUCUACCUGAACUCUGACCCAGCAGUCGCUUCUGGUUCUUCAUCGUGUGCAGCAGCAGAAGUCAGUCCUCCUCUGGACGGGUCAGUGCAGCAGAAGUUUGAGUCUCUGUCAGAGGACGAUGUCCUCGUGGAUCCUCAGAGGAAUCUCUCCACACUUUCCUUCUGGCUCAACAAAAAGAACUACAACUCCCAGCAGGCACUGCUCUGGUGUCUCUCACGUUGUGACGAGGAGCAGCGCUGCUCUGUCGCCGACCUCAGAGACGCCGACUCACCAGGUUUCUUCAGCUGCUCCUUGUAUCCCGACAGCAGAGUUUGUGGAGCGUACGACAAACCACUGAGACGACCCUGCCGCCUCCUGCUGGACAGGACGCCCAACAACACCCACAGCAAGAAGGUGGAUCUGUCCGGACCAGUGAAGAGUUUCUACCAGAGAGUUUCCUUCCAGAAGAUGGUUUCUUACUCCGUCCGCAGCCGAGUCAGUCUGAGAGACAACGCACCGCUGUCUGAGGGGUUCAUGGAGUGUGAGCGGCGUUGUGAUGAGGAUCCUUGUUGCCGUGGUAUCGGCUUCGUCCAAGACACCAAAUCACCAGGUGGUUCAGACGUGGUGUGUCUGUCUCUGAUUAGUCUCGGGGUUCAGACCUGUGGUGAAGACGACACGACGACCUGGAGGACUCAGGACUGCAGACCAUCUGUAGUGAAGACCACACCAGACCCCUUCGGCUGGUACCAGAAACCUGUGAAUCAGUGGAGUUCUUCUCCUGCUCUGUGUCCUCCAUUCAACCUGCCACCAACCAGAGACAACGUGUCUCUGGAAGAGUGGCGUCUCCUCCCUAAAUCAUCAGUCCUGGUCGACCCGUCUGUCUCUACGUAUGAUGUCAUCCAUGUAAGCCGUGACAUCAGCACUGACCGGGACAAAACCAGGGACUGGUGUCUCCAUGCCUGCCAGGAGGCGGAGUCUUGUGUCGCCGUGUCACUCCGUGAGACGGAGUCCGCCACUCGCUGUGUCCUGUACCCUGACACCACAGCUUGUGGGCUAAGCUCCGCCCCCGGCUCCUCCAGACCCACCACCUCCUGCAGGCUGGUCAUCAGAGAGCCCGCCCCUCACGUGUACCUGAGGACAGAACAGUUGCUGCCGGUUACGACCGUCUCCAUCCCAGGUCAUGGGAUCCUGCAGGGUGUUGCCGUGGAAACAGCCCUGGGCUCAGAGCGGAGGACGGUCGUUCAGUUUCUGGGAGUCCCAUACUCCCGUCCACCAAUAGGAUCACUCCGUUUUGAAGAGGCUCAGCCAGCUGAUUGGACAGGAACCUUGGACGCCACCAAACCACGUCCCAGUUGUGUCCAGCCUGGAGACAUGGAGUCCUCGUCCUCCAGUGAGGACUGUCUCUACCUGAACGUCUUCGCUCCUGCUGCUGUGAGGGGGCGUGUCCCAGUCCUGGUCUUCUUCUUCAACCCGUCAGCCAAUCAGAAUCCAGGAUUGCUGGAUGGCUCCACCCUUGCUGCUGUGGGCAAUAUCGUCGUGGUAACAGCAAACUACCGGACCGCAGCCCUGGGAUUCCUGAGCACAGGUGAGUCUGGUCUCCGUGGUAACUACGGGCUGUCGGACCAGGAGGCGGUGCUUCACUGGGUUAACGCCCACAUCUCCCUGAUGGGCGGAGACAACACAAGAGUGACGGUGGGGGCGGAGCGUCGUGGUGCUGACAUCACCAGCCAUCACCUCCUCUCCUCGUCCUCGCCUCCUCUGUUCCAGCGCAUGAUGCUGAUGGGCGGUUCUGUGUUUUCUCCAUCACUGGUUCAGACUCCCUCCUCCUCCAGGCGUCAGGCGCUCGAUCUGGCUGAAGAACUGGGCUGUGUGACCUCUGACCUCGCGGCCUGCCUCAGAGCAACACCUGUUCAUGCUCUCAAUGCUGCUCAGACCAAGCUGUUGGCGUUCAGUGGUCCAUUCAGGUCCUGGUCUCCGGUCCGUCUGUCGGACUCCCUGUCCACCUUCUACAGAGUCGAUCUGCUGCUGGGAACAUCAGAGCAUGACGGGCUGAUCGGCCGAGCUCGCAGGAUAAAGGACUUUGAGGCUCUUCAGGGGCGAGCUGAUGGUAAAACAGCGUUUUAUGAGGCGCUGAGUCGCUCGCUGGGCGGAGAGAAAGGAAGUGACAUGCUGAAGGAGGCGGCGGCCUGGUUCUACUCUUUGGAUCACAGUACUUCACCUGCAGGAUACAACCUGUUCUCCAGAGCGCUCAACAACGCCACCAGAGAUCUGUUCAUCGUCUGUCCCACGCUGCAGAUGGCUAGCCACUGGGCUAACAGCAAAGCUAACGUCUUCCUGUAUCACCAGCCCGCCACAAGCGCUCACGACAGGGCCGAUGUGUUUGUUCCUUUGGAUGUUCAGCUUGUGUUCGGGACUCCUCAUCAUCCAAUCAGCUCUCAGCGUUUCACCUCCUCUGAUCGACGCCUCUCUCUGGCCGUGAUGACCUAUGUCUCCAGCUUCGUCAGGACAGGUAACCCGAACCUGUCCCGGGUGUGGGGGGAGUCAGUUUUGCCCCGCUGGCAGCCAGUCCAGUCCUCUGAGGCCCCGCCCAGCUACCUGCAGCUAAGCCCCGCCCUCGUCAAUCAGCAGGGUCUGAGUCAGAGAUCCUGCUCAUUCUGGAGCCACCUGGGACCCAGACUGAUGGGACUGACAGCUGAGUCGGGGGCGGAGCCUGUCCAACCUGCGCUGACCCCUGAGCUCCCAGUGGCCUCACCAUCCAGCCAAUCACAGGCAGAGAAAGACGCCUACAGUUAAACAAAUGACAUCACA
Molecule: messenger RNA, 7083 nt
Organism: Seriola dumerili (greater amberjack)
Lineage: Eukaryota; Metazoa; Chordata; Actinopteri; Carangiformes; Carangidae
Gene: tg
Product: thyroglobulin
Exons: 48
Coding region: 1-7068 (2355 amino acids)
Biological process (GO): thyroid hormone generation
Source: RefSeq, a predicted model, not a curated record